GGGCGCGAUGUUCAGCCGCUUCAAUGCCUUGCUCACAGAGGCUUUGCAGACACGGAAGACCCCUACCUUGCGGUAUGUCGACAUCUACACUCUUGGUGCUUCUAUGCCUGAAGAGACGGUGCAGGGCCACGGAACGCAGAUCCUUCAGCUUUGGACCUGGCAAGCUCUCUUAGGUGGCUUCUGCCCCAGCUCCAUAGCGAGACCAGAGAGCCAGGUUCAAUUCGAUGGACCUUUAUGCUGGAAGACUUCGGUGACAGACUUGGCGGAAUGCAAAACAUAUUCCACGUACACGGGGUCCUCUUUCUGGCAGUGUUUGAACAGCCAACCAUGCUCGCUCACCGUGGUCUCAACGCAAACACUGGCCACCACCAGCACAGUCACCACCACAACGAUGGCCAGGUUUGAGCCCGUGGAUGGCGGUGUUGGCCGUGCUUGCCGCGGCAGCAGUUCCAGUGACAACUCAGCUCAGUACUUCGAUGUUGUGUCUGUCCCGACCUUGGACGAAUGCAAGGAGCUGUGUACCAUGAAGCAGGAGUGCGUGGGCGUGGAGUACAGUGGGGGUCGCUGUGAGCUGUGGACGCGACCAGAAGGCAUUGAAGCGUCGAUUCCCUUGGACGGCUUCACUUGUUUGCGUUUGGUCCGAAACCUACCGAGCUCCACGAUUUUGAGCGUCACAACGACCAACACCAUUUCGCCAUAUUUCUUCCCGGUGGAUGGUGGAAUUGACAGAGCCUGUCGUGGCGCGAGCUCUUCAGACAAUUUACCCAGCAAUUAUUAUGUGGUUGGAGGGAUUUAUGAACUUGCAGAUUGCCAAGAAGCCUGCCUUCAGGCGCAGUUGUGCGUCGGGAUUGAAUUCAGUGCUGGUCGAUGCGAAGUAUGGACCCGCCCCAAUGGAAUUCAGGCCAGCAUUGCCCUUGGGGGCUUCACGUGCAUGCGCUACUCGAUGGAGAACGAUGCGGCACAGAAGCGAAGGCUAUUUUUGGCCCCCAGGGAGCACAGUGGCUACUACGCAUAGCAAAUUUACAGGCAGGGCUGGCGUGAAAUUGUUUUUUGGCGGCUUGAAUGUAGCGCCAAGAAAAAUGGCAUAUACUGGUGCCUUAACACCCCUUAACAUUCAGCUGCACGAGUUCAGCUGCCUGAACUUUUACAGAAUUCACCGGAGCCUUUGCUUCGCCUUCUAAAGGUACACCUGCAUACCUUUAGGUGGAGGAAGGGACCAGUUGGUGAUGGUGUGCUGUGCUGAGUGCCCAGCAUCGCCCACAGUACAGAAAAUUCAAGAAGUUUGAGUGCUCAAAGUGCAACACGCUAUUGUAUAGCAGGAGCUUAUGUCACUCUGACACUCGAGCAGAGGCUUGGAUUUUUUUGAGUAGGAUUGCCAGGAUGUUCCUUUGUGAUCGCUGGAAAUGAUGAAA
Messenger RNA from Cladocopium goreaui, 1412 nucleotides. The record is from the annotation of a GenBank genome assembly. NCBI's taxonomy places the organism in Eukaryota, Dinophyceae, Suessiales, Symbiodiniaceae.